Messenger RNA from Ipomoea triloba (trilobed morning glory), 453 nucleotides. Its product is annotated as calcium-binding and coiled-coil domain-containing protein 2-like. The transcript has a single exon. Lineage: Eukaryota; Viridiplantae; Streptophyta; Magnoliopsida; Solanales; Convolvulaceae. The record is from RefSeq and is a predicted model, not a curated record. The coding region runs from base 1 to 453 and encodes 150 amino acids.
AUGGAACUUGAUAAGGUGCAUAACGUAUUCCAUGUUUCUCAACUUAAAAGAUAUGUACCUGAUGCGUCUCAUAUAUUGAAACCUGAGGAGUUGGAAAUGGACGAUUCGUUAGUAUACGAAGAAAAACCAAUUCAGAUCUUGGAUUCUAAAACCCGAGAUACGAGAAGGAAAUUAGUCAAAAUGAUCAAAGUUCAAUGGUCGAACCAUAGUUUUGAGGAGGCCACGUGGGAAUUAGAAAGCGUUAUGAGGGAACGUGAGGAGGCCACGUGGGAAUUAGAAAGCGUUAUGAGGGAACGCUAUGAGGCCACGUGGGAAUUAGAAAGCGUUAUGAGGGAACGCUAUCCAGAAUCGUGGGAAUUAGAAAGCGUUAUGAGGGAACGCUAUCCAGAAUUAUGGGAAUUAGAAAGCGUUAUGAGGGAACGCUAUCCAGAAUUAUUUAAUUCAGGUGUGUAG